AUGAAGAGGCACAAUUUUUCGCCGUCGCGUCGACGCGAAAAACUACAGCAAAGAGAUAACGACCUCGGUUGGCCGCGUGGGUCAGAGUGUCGUGCUACUGAUCAGCCGGCCGGCCGGGCCGCGAGUUCGAAUCUCGCCUUCGCCAUGGAUGUUGUGUGUUUGUUUUAGGCAGCAGCGGUGGCCGCAGUAGUAGACUCUUCGGUCUCCUGAUCAGCCGCCGUGCGCUGUGCGGGUUCGAGUCCCGUCCCAGGAGAAAUGUUUCUCUUGGCCAUGGAUGUUGUGAUUGUCCGUAGGUGGUAGACGGUCGCUGACUGUCGAACGUGGAGGUACCACCCGGCGGAUCUCGUAGGCGGAGCCAGAAUGUGUGCAUGUUGCAUGCACACGUGUUCCCUCGCCAGAGUCCGUGUGGCGUUCCCCCUUUCCCCUGUGUCCCCC
Messenger RNA from Acanthoscelides obtectus, 435 nucleotides. NCBI's taxonomy places the organism in Eukaryota, Metazoa, Arthropoda, Insecta, Coleoptera, Chrysomelidae. The record is from the annotation of a GenBank genome assembly.